Thalassophryne amazonica is the source of this 4850-nucleotide messenger RNA. It is a transcript of the gene tll1, whose product is annotated as tolloid-like 1. Gene Ontology annotation, biological process: proteolysis. Gene Ontology annotation, molecular function: metalloendopeptidase activity; serine-type endopeptidase activity; calcium ion binding. Bases 181 to 3366 code for a protein of 1061 amino acids. NCBI's taxonomy places the organism in Eukaryota, Metazoa, Chordata, Actinopteri, Batrachoidiformes, Batrachoididae. The record is from RefSeq and is a predicted model, not a curated record. The transcript has 22 exons.
UUGUCCCACAGCAGCUUCACGUCCUCUCUGACUGACACUCGGACUCUGAGCAUGGAGCAGAGCAGCGCGCACUGACCCGCAGCAGCUCUUCACAAUGACGCGUUAAAUUCCUGCUUCCUUUGGAGAGCGGAUUGUCUCUGAACCGGACGGGACACCAGCAGAGAUUGUUUCAGCCCUCAGAUGGACCGAGUGCCCUCGGCACUGGCCGCGAAGAUGCGCUGGAUCACGCUGAUGCUCGCCGGCUUGACUUUCUGGGGGAAAGUGAGUAUUUGUAACUGUUUCGACUACGCCGAUCCGGACUACGAUUAUUACGAAGAGGAGAAGACGGACAACAUUGACUACAAAGACCCGUGCAAAGCCGCUGUAUUCUGGGGAGACAUCGCUUUAGAUGAGGAAGACUUACAGAUGUUCCACAUUGAUAGGACGAUAGACCUGACACAGCAUGCGCACUCUCAACAGGGACACACAUCUGGUGGCCUGGAGGAACAUGAAAUUAGUAAAAGGAAAGGACUGUUGUAUCUUCUGCUGGACAGAAUACACAGAUUUGGCUUUGAUUAUCUCCCGCAGAACUUCAGCAAGGGGGCCGCCAGUCCCAAGAGCCAAAGUGGAAAAGCUGGGAAGACUGGGAACGCGGUGAAGAGCCGUUUUCCCCGAGCAGCCACAUCCCGAGCUGAGCGGAUAUGGCCUGGAGGAGUGAUUCCCUACGUCAUUGGAGGAAACUUCACUGGUAGUCAGAGGGCCAUGUUUAAACAGGCCAUGCGACACUGGGAGAAACAGACGUGCGUUACAUUCAUCGAGAAGACAGAUGAGGAAAGCUACAUAGUCUUCACCUACAGACCCUGUGGGUGUUGCUCCUAUGUGGGUCGUCGUGGCAACGGGCCGCAGGCAAUCUCCAUAGGCAAGAACUGUGACAAGUUUGGUAUUGUGGUGCAUGAACUAGGUCACGUGAUUGGCUUCUGGCAUGAGCACACACGACCUGAUCGGGAUGAUCAUGUGACCAUAAUCCGGGACAACAUCCAACCAGGCCAGGAGUAUAACUUUCUCAAGAUGGAACCAGGGGAGGUGAACUCUCUCGGGGAGCCGUAUGAUUUUGACAGCAUCAUGCACUAUGCGAGGAACACCUUUUCACGGGGGAUGUUCCUUGAUACCAUCCUUCCAUCCAGAGAUGAAAACGGGGUCCGGCCUGCUAUUGGCCAGAGGACCAGACUCAGCAAAGGAGACAUUUCACAGGCAAGGAAGCUGUAUAGAUGUCCAGCAUGUGGCGAGACACUGCAAGAGUCAACAGGCAACUUCUCAUCUCCUGGUUACCCAAACGGAUACCCUUCAUACACACACUGUGUCUGGAGAAUAUCUGUUACACCUGGAGAGAAGAUUGUUCUCAACUUCACCACCAUGGAUCUGUAUAAGAGCAGUCUAUGCUGGUACGACUACAUUGAGGUUCGAGAUGGCUACUGGAGGAAAGCUCCACUACUUGGCAGGUAUUGUGGUGAUAAGGUUCCUGAGGUCUUGGUCUCCACUGACAGCAGAAUGUGGAUUGAGUUCCGCAGCAGCAGCAACUGGGUAGGAAAAGGCUUUGCGGCUAUUUAUGAAGCGAUCUGUGGAGGGGAGAUCACCAAAGACUCGGGACAGAUCCAGUCUCCCAACUAUCCUGAUGAUUACCGACCGUCCAAAGAGUGUGUGUGGAGAAUCACGGUGUCCGAGGGAUACAGUGUCGGGCUCAGCUUCCAGGCUUUCGAGAUUGAGCGGCACGACAGCUGUGCGUACGACUACCUGGAGGUUCGCGAUGGACCUUUGGAAACUAGCCCUCUGAUCGGUCGAUUCUGUGGCUAUGACAAACCUGAAGACGUGCGUUCCACCUCGCACACGCUGUGGAUGAAGUUCGUGUCCGAUGGGACGGUUAACAAGGCGGGGUUUGCUGCUAACUUUUUCAAAGAGGAGGAUGAGUGUGCCAAGCUAGACAAUGGUGGAUGUGAACAGAGGUGUGUAAACACUCUCGGCAGCUUCAAGUGCGCCUGUGACCCAGGCUACGAACUCGUCCCAGACAAGAAGAGCUGUGAAGCGGCGUGUGGGGGUCUCCUCUCUAAGCUGAAUGGAACUAUCAGUACUCCUGGCUGGCCAAAAGAGUAUCCACCCAAUAAAAAAUGCAUUUGGCAGGUGGUCGCUCCUACACAGUAUCGCAUCUCCAUGCAGUUUGAGGCCUUUGAACUGGAGGGUAAUGAGGUGUGUAAAUAUGACUAUGUGGAGGUGCGCAGUGGAUUGUCAUCUGACUCAAAGCUUCACGGUAAAUACUGUGGCACAGAGGUUCCUGAAGUUAUCACGUCUCAAUACAACAACAUGAGGAUUGAGUUCAAGUCUGACAAUACCGUCUCUAAGAAAGGCUUCAAGGCUCACUUUUUCUCAGACUGGCUGGUCCUGUGUCUUGUUCGUUUGUUUAUUUUUGAGUCCUGUCGGGACAUAAGACCCGCUCGUGGCCGCAUCAACAGCAAGCUGGCAAUCCCACAAAAGGUCAGAGACAAGGAUGAGUGCAACAAGGACAACGGCGGCUGCCAGCACGAGUGUGUCAACACUGUGGGUUCGUACAUGUGUCAGUGCCGUCACGGCUUUGUGCUGCACGAGAACAAACAUGACUGUAAGGAAGCUGAGUGUGAGCAUAAGAUCCAUAGCCCCAGUGGAACCCUGAGCAGCCCGAACUGGCCGGAUAAGUAUCCCAGCCGUAAGGAGUGCACGUGGGACAUCACCGCCACGCCGGGACACAGAGUCAAGAUAACCUUUAAUGAGUUUGAGAUCGAGCAGCAUCAGGAAUGUGCAUAUGAUCAUCUGGAGUCCUUUGACGGCGACAGUGACACUGCGGCCAUCCUCGGUCGGCUGUGCGGCAGCAAGAUCCCGGAGCCGCUGGUCUCUACAGGCAACAGGAUGUACCUUCGCUUCAUUUCUGAUGCCUCGGUGCAAAGAAAGGGCUUCCAGGCCGCACACUCCACAGAGUGUGGCGGUCGCUUGAAGGCUGACGCUCGCCAGAAGAACCUCUACUCCCACUCUCAGUUCGGCGACAACAACUACCCCGGUCACACCGACUGCGAGUGGCUGCUGAUGGCCGAGCAGGGCUACGGCAUCGAGCUGACCUUCAUUACCUUCGAGGUGGAGGAGGAAGCUGACUGCGGUUAUGACUACAUCGAGCUGUACAAUGGGUACGAUGCCAACUCGCACCGGCUGGGUCGCUUCUGCGGUUCCGGGCCAAGGGAGGAGAUUUACUCACCCGCACACACCAUGAUGAUCCGUUUCCACAGCGAUGACACUAUCAGCAAGAAGGGUUUCCACAUCCGCUACACGAGCAGCAAGUUCCAGGAGAGCCUUCACACCAGGAAAUGACCUCAGAAGCAGCAGGUGACCUCUUACCCCUGUGCAGCCCCACCGCCUUGACCUUGAAAGUGCAACCUGGCUUCCUUCUCGGGCCCGCACCCGCAUUGCCCGCGAAGACGAGGGUUAGCGUUGUGAAUGUUUGCAGGCCACCAGAGGGAGACAGAGCUGCGGCAACUUUUGUGUUCCGCUGCGGUGGAAAAAAAAGAAGUUUUGGGGAGCGACAGAUUUACUGCACACCAACACGCCAUUGUUCACAUGAUGGAAAGAUUGACCUGGAUCAGAAAUCCAGAUGCUUUAAGGAACAUCUCCCAAACACAACAUGCAGUUGCUGUGAGUCUUGAUGUGUGCAAAAUGCUGCUUCACCACAGACACUAAAAGAAAACAUUCUUAUUGCCUUUGACUCCUGGGAAGCGUUGUGAGAACAGCCGCGGGUGGAUUCAUCUAAAGUCUUAUCCUAAAACCCAUCGUAUGAAUAAACAAACAAUGAAGCUUUGCUCGAAGCUUGUGCAGCUCAUCUUUUUUUUCUUUUUUUUUUCUUACAUGAACUGGCAGUGAUGAACUGUGAUGACGUUCAGCCUUGUGAUGCGUGAAACUUUGUCGUCAUGUAGCAAAGACACAGGAGGAGAGACUUUGGUGAUGUCACGACAGAGAGAGGGAUAUCCUGUUUCAUCCCUGAUACGUCUUUUUUGCAGUUUGAAGGGAAUAUUCUUCUGGUGGAAGGAGAGAUUCCCAUGGUGCUAAAAAAAGAAAGAAAAAGUCCCCACACACCGUUCAUCACUUUUCAGAUGGAGACAGAGCGUGCAAACAGCUCUCUGCAUCAGCAGCACUAGUCCUGUGGAACUACAAUAUCGCCUUAGAACCAAACUGCACGCUGACAGAGAACCUCUCCUGUGCUGCUGCACGGGUGUAUUUAAAGUUUUUUUCUUUUCAUUUGAAGAAUGUGAAUGGAUUUAUUGUAAAACAAACAAACAAACAAACAAAAACAAGAACUGUAGUCUGUAUGGAGGCUGUGUUUGUGGUGCAUGUUUGUGCUUUAUUUUUGGAGAUGUAUAUGAAUACAUGCUUACACGUCACCAAACAUGCAUUCACUCCUACAUUUUUGUGCAUUUUUUCCUCCUGUGUGCAUGUUUACAUGUGCGUGGUCCACACUCUCCACUAACUGUCAUUAUUGUUUCAUUGUGAUGCAGUGCAGUUUUUUGGUGUUCUCAGCCUUUGAAAUCACUGACUCAUUUCCUGGAGCUUCUGUUUCACUCACUGUUUCAAGCAUUUCAAAACAGUCAAUAAUUUUCUGAAGCAGCCGGUGCAUUUAGUAUAGUCUUUCAAAACAGAGAAACAUUUUCUGAAGCAACUGUUUCAUUGUGUUUUGAACAUUUUGAAACAGCAAAUCCAGUGUUUCCAACAUCCAGCAUGAAUCAUUUUCUUGAGCAAUUGUUUCAUUCAGUGUACCAAGCAUUUCAAAACAACCUGUUUGUGAAACAUGGAAUCCACACUUA